Molecule: messenger RNA, 5312 nt
Organism: Haemorhous mexicanus (house finch)
Lineage: Eukaryota; Metazoa; Chordata; Aves; Passeriformes; Fringillidae
Gene: LRRC58
Product: leucine rich repeat containing 58
Exons: 4
Coding region: 7-1221 (404 amino acids)
Molecular function (GO): protein binding
Source: RefSeq, a predicted model, not a curated record
UCGAGCAUGACGCGGGCGGCCGGCGGGGCUAUGCAGGUUCCGGGGCGGGCCGGGGCGGAGUGUCGCGCGGGGCCGUCGGUCGGUGCAGGCGGGAUGGCGGCGGCAAGCGGGGAGGGCCCCGAGCUGGAGCCGGGACCGGAGCUGGCGAUGGAGCCGGAGUCGGAGCCCGAGCCGGAACCCGAGCCCGAGCCCGAGCCGGCGCUGGCGGCGGAGCUGUCGGCGCGGCGCAGCGCGGAGGCGCGGCGGCUGGUGCUGUCGCCGCGGCGGCUGUCGGGCCCGCUGCCCGCCGGGCUGUCGCAGUGGUUCCCGGCGUUGGAGGUGCUGGACGUGAGCGGGACGGGGCUGACGGAGAUGGGCACGGAGUUGCUGUCCCUGCCGUGCCUCCACACGUUGCUGGCCAAGAACAACCGGCUCGGCGGGCCCGGCUCGCUGCCCAAGGGGCUGGAGCAGGCGCCCCUUGCCCGCUCCCUCCGCGUCCUCAACCUCAGCGGGAACCGCUUCUCCGAGGUGCCGCCCGCGGUGCUGCAGCUCCGCGGGCUGCGCAGCCUCAGCCUCGGCGGCAACCGGCUCCACGGCAUCCCGCCCGACAUCCAGGAGCUCCAAAGUUUAGAGUUUCUAUACCUUGGAGGGAAUUUCAUUACAGCAAUUCCACCUGAAUUAGCAAAACUGCCUUCUCUGAGGUAUCUAGUUCUGUGUGACAACAAGAUCCAGAGCAUUCCACCUCAGCUGGCACAGCUGCAUUCCCUGCGUUCCCUUAGCCUGCACAAUAACCUGCUGACUUACCUUCCCCGAGAGAUCCUUAACCUGGUUCACCUCGAUGAGCUGAGCUUGCGUGGGAACCCGCUGGUGGUGCGCUUUGUGCGUGACCUGACCUACAACCCCCCGAGCCUGCAGGAGCUGGCCGGGCGCACGAUUAAAACUCGCAACGUUCCCUACACUCCCAGCGAUCUCCCAGAGAGUCUUGUCCGGUACCUGAGCUUGGCCAGCAACUGCCCCAAUCCUAAAUGUGGGGGUGUGUACUUUGACAGCUGCGUCAGACAGAUCAAGUUCGUUGACUUCUGUGGGAAGUAUCGGCUCCCGCUGAUGCACUACCUGUGCUCCCCAGAGUGCUCCUCUCCCUUCAGCUCUGCCUCCCAGAGCUCCACUUCCCAGAGCGAGUCUGACUCUGAGGAUGAGGCCAGCGUCGCCGCGCACAGGAUGCAGAAAGUCCUUCUGGGAUAACGGGCAGCCACAGGGGAAGACGGGAAGGAAAAUGGAUUUGUAAAGCAAUAAUGGAAUGGUGAAGCAUGAGCCACCGGCCUGAAGGGCUCAUGAGAAAUUGUCCUCAAGUCCAUGCAGGGACAGAACAUCUUAGCAAGCCUGGACUUGCUUGAUGCAGUGCUGCUUAGGAGAUCUAACUCAGUAGCAUGCCGCCCGUAGGUUGCCUGGGGUUGUUAGAAAUGUCUCCUGGCUGGGAGGCGCCCCCUCCCCCCUCAGAUGGGCUGGGAGAGGAAUUUGUUCUCACUGGCGGAUUCAGAAGGAUUUUAAUAUAUGAAACUUGACUGGACUUCAGUCAUCCUGCAGAGCAAAGGAGACUGUCCAGAUCCUUUAACACUGUGGUAAAUCAGAAACAGGCUAAUGAUGCCAUGUGAGUAUGUAUGGACCCCAGUGUUUUACAUAGCAGUUUGAUUCCUUUCUGUCUCCUUUGAUCUCAGUUACAGAUUUUACACUCAUCCACUGAAAAUGAAAGUUGAAUUUUUUUUUAUUCAGGACUAGAUUUUUCCAAACUCUGGUUGCUCUUCCUUUGCCUCGAGGUGUAGGGUUUCUGUACUGUUACAGAUGUUAUAGCCUUCAUAGAACUGAGCCACCUUUUUUCUCCCUUGUGAUACUGAGCUGCUCUUAGUGUCUCCUUCUAACAGUAUUUGUUAUUUUUCCUCCUUCUCUCUCUUCUCAUUACACCUGAAGUGUUGCUGUCUUUAUAGUGCCUUCAGAAAACAGACAAGUUGUUCUGUUACAAUUGGUAUUACUUCAGACCUGUGGCCUGUGCAAGGGACCAGAUGUGAUGCACUGUAUCAUACUUUUGAGUCUCAGCUUACUGGAGCAAAUCUGCUUUUAUAGCUGUGAACUGUAGGAAAGGUCUCAAUUGACAUUUUUUGUUUAUAAACAGCCACAUUUUCCAACAGUUUGCUCUGCUGUGCUUGGUAGAGUUACUUUCCAUCUUUAAGGUCAUGGGCCUAAGGUACAUAGCAGCUCAAUGAAUUGAAACACCCAGGGAAGUGCUGUGGAGAAUAUCUUUUUUUCCUGAUUCCUAACAGGAGAGGAAAAACUGGUAGGGAGGCAAAGGCAUGUUUUCUGAGCUUCUUGCACAAGGUGCUUUUGAAAUGUCUUCCUUAUUUGUUUGCAUUUGCUCUUGUGGCAAUAGCUUUGGCAGUCUGUUGAUGGUUCAAAUAAUACACUCAGUAAUCUUAAACUAUGUUUAAGGGAAAGCUGCAGAAAAUAGCUCAGAAUUUUUAAGCAUCAAGAAAUAUCUUAUAAAAUUAAUAUUACGAAUUGACAGCUAUCUGUAAAUCUACUUUAUGAGGCUGUUGUGUGCUUCACUCAGUGAGAGCUUCCCCUUUAUUAAUAUUUCAUGGUAGACAGUCCUUUUGAUGCAGUUUCUGAUAGAGCAAAUCCAACUGUGCCUUUGAAUGCAUGAACAGAGCAAAACCAUCAUUUUAAGAAGCUGAAAUGAACAAGAAAACCUUUCUUAACUCACUUUGGCCCUACAGGGUAAUUUAAAAACCUGUGCUUCUCCUGCAUUCAGAAAACACAUAUACCUAUUUGAACAUCUUAUGGCAGCUCUGUGUUAAUGGUCCUGUUUAAUUAUGUUUGACACUUUAUGUAUUAAAGCACUUUGAUAAUUCUGCUCUUUAUAACUAGCUUUAGUGAUUUUUUUGUUUAAUUAGCCUACAGUUUUUGCUUUCCUGUGACCUGAAGAACAUGGUCUGUGAAACUUUGUAUGUUCCAGUCUGUCUUGGUGUGCAAGUUUAAUUUCUUGCCUUGCAUUUACUUGACAGAACUCUUUAUUUCUCCAGUUUCCCUUGGAAAGAACUGGAAUUUGAAAUUAUCUGAUAGUAAAAUAGUACCCUGUCCAUUGUUAAUCAUUGCAACUUAGUUCCCACACACACAUGUGAUUCCCUGUGUGCAUUGAUCCACAAGGAAUUAAUUGCAUGUGCUCUAUGCCUUUCCAAAUAUUUUUAAGUAUAUUUUUAAGGCACAAUGAGGUGUAUGUGCCAAGCAACUGGAUGUCACUUUAGCAGAUUCUAUGAGAUUUGCUUGGGAAGAAGAACCUACAGGUUCUGAGAGAAACCAACUGCAUGUUGUUAGUGAAAUUGCAACCAGUGAGUGGCCUGUUUUGUUCCUCUCCACUUUCAGAUACUUCUUGCUGUCCCAAGUGAACAUAGGCACAGCAAUGCUGAAUGACAGUAAGAUGAUUCCAGAGCCACAAUUUUAACUUGCCUGCUGGUAUAACUGUAGCAAUCAACUGAGUGAUCUAGAGCUUGACACUCCUGCCAGCAAAACUGAGCCACACCAGUUGAGAUCUCAAGAUCUUUUGAGCUCAGGGCCAUGAGGUACCACCUUCCUUUCUUGUCUUUAGCAGCAGCUGCCUUGAAGUCAUGCAUUUUUUCACUUCAUAAAGCUAGAUUUCAUCAGAGUUCCUGCUUGCACAGUUGCACCUCUUUGUGUGAUGAGUUCAGACCAGUGGUGGCUGGUUCUAAUUUAGCUCGAUCCUUAACUGCAGUUUCUUUCCUAACUGAACAGGCAACCCACUUCUGCCCAAAUAUUAUAUGGUCUGUUAGGGUAAUCUUUGUUUUUUCACAGAUUCUUCACUGUAGCCAGGUCAAAACUUGACAGCUUAUGCAGUUGAUAUCUAUGCAUUUUUAGACUUGAUAAAAUGUGUCUUAAAAAUUUAUAUAUAUAUAUAUUCCUGAAUAUAGCUACCAAGUUUUCUUUUUGCUGCUGGGCUUUAAAGUGCAAUUCAAGUAAGUCAGAAUUUAAAACAAUCAAGAACUUGUAUGAAAAACAAAUUGUUGGUUAGUAGGUUUGAGAUUUUUUCCCUCUGGGGUAGUUUUGAGAAGACUAGGGAUGCAGAUAUAUACUGUAGUGCCUGACACAUUGAGCCCCUGUGAGUUGUUUUUCAGCAGUUGUUCACCCCCAAAGACUUGAAAAUGUACUGGGCAAUAAAAUAGGUGAGACACCACUUGAAAAUACACAGAUGAUAGGCACUAGUUUUUACCAUCCCCUUCUCAGGGGCCCUAAGAAGUAGGCAGUUUUUUGCCACUGUGUGCUUGUUUGUUUUCUGUCAGUUUUUAGCAGAUUUCAGCUCCUGAAGAUGCAUCUUCCAAGUGAAGUCUUCAGUCAGUGUUUUGGUAUCAGUCCCCUUGUUGCUGCAGCAGCCCAGCAUGACCAGCUUUUGAAGCUGUUCUUAAGCUGAGACACAAGUGUGUAAAGCAAAGUUGCUCAUUCCUUCUUCCAUGUGGGACCUGGGGCCCGGCCUGCAUUCAUCUGCUGCCCCACCAAGCCUGUGCCAGGGAGAGCUGCUGGUGUGUCUCUGAAUGCAGGUACUUGAUGGGAACAGUGGGGUUGUGUUAAAAAGAAGCAAAAUAUCAAUUAGAUGGGAAGCAACUUAGACAGUUGCCAAUUCUUUUAUGUUUUUCUUUAAUAAGAGGUGAGACCUAAGGAAGUCAGUAAUGAAUAUUUAAACAUACUCUGAAGUGGCCAGAUGCACUGUUUCACAGGCUUCUGUCCUGGUCAUUUUAAGUCUUUGAAAUCUUGUGUUGAAUUAUAAUGGGAGUGGGGGGAGGGAAGGGAGAACCAACUCCUUUUUGUUCCUUACUCUUGUUGCCAAUAAUGAAUGGAAGGAAUUUAAUCCAAUGAAAGUAAUGAAACUUAAUCCUUGCAAUGCAUCUUUGUUGCCCAGUUCAAAGAAUUAUUUUAAUGCCUCUUAUUCACACCAUGCCCUCCCUCCCCAACUGAAAACACUUCAAAUAUACUGCUCCAGAGUGCACACUAACACAGCCGUAACUCUGUCUUGGAAACCUUUCUAUUGAUUAUUUCACUUGCUUGCCUGACUAGAGAAUUGAUCAUUUACUGACCAGAACACUAAGGGUAGAAAGGGUUCUCAUCCAGCCCUCUUGUUGAAUUUUUAUAUAAGCAUUUGUUUUAGGACAUCUUAAAGUGCCUUACGAUUUUAAAACUGUAUUUUGCCUGAAACAUAUGAAUGUAGACUAUCUCUAACAGUAUUUCGUUAUAAGCUGUAAAACAAAUUGCAAACACUAAACCUACAAAAAUGU